AUGUUCGCUCGUCGCUGCUCUCGCCUAGUUUCAUCCCGGACAUCAGUCCCUUUGGCCUCCUACAUAGCCCGCCUGCGACCGUAUUCGUCCGCUGCAAUGUAUGAGAACAUACUCGCUUCGACGCCAAAGCCCGGCGUAGGUCUGAUCACCCUUAACCGGCCCAAGGCUUUGAAUGCCCUCAACAGCGCGCUUUUUGUUGAGCUGAACGAUGCCUUGAGCAAGUACGAAAAUGAUAAAGACAUCGGUGCCAUUGUCAUCACUGGUAGCGAGAAGGCAUUUGCUGCCGGGGCCGAUAUCAAGGAAAUGGCACCUCUUACAUUCUCCGCUGCCUACGGUAACAACUUCAUUGAGCCCUGGUCCCACCUGGCCAAUACAAUCCGCAAGCCUGUUAUAGCUGCAGUGUCUGGAUAUGCUCUUGGUGGCGGAUGCGAACUGGCGCUAAUGUGCGACAUCUUGUACUGCACAGCCAGUGCGAAUUUUGGCCAGCCUGAGAUCAAGCUAGGUGUGAUCCCUGGUGCUGGCGGGUCCCAGCGUCUCACUCGUGCCGUUGGUAAGAGCAAAGCUAUGGAACUUAUUCUUACAGGAAAAAUCUUUAGUGGCAAGGAGGCGGGAGAGUGGGGAGUUGCCGCGCAGGUGGUUGAUGGCGGCAAGGACGAGUUGCUGGAGGUUGCGUUCAAGACAGCUGAGACUAUUGCUGGGUAUAGUCGUGUGGUGACUGUUGCAGCAAAGGAGGUUGUGAAUAAGAGUCAGGAAUUGUCUCUGCGCGAGGGUGUUGAGUAUGAGCGGCGAUUGUUCCAUGGGCUUUUUGGCAGUGCAGAUCAGAAAAUUGGCAUGACUGCUUUUGCAGAGAAGAAGAAAGCCGAGUGGUCGCACAAGUAG
Penicillium taxi is the source of this 879-nucleotide messenger RNA. It is a transcript of the gene echA, whose product is annotated as enoyl-CoA hydratase echA. The coding region runs from base 1 to 879 and encodes 292 amino acids. Gene Ontology annotation, biological process: fatty acid beta-oxidation. NCBI's taxonomy places the organism in Eukaryota, Fungi, Ascomycota, Eurotiomycetes, Eurotiales, Aspergillaceae. The record is from RefSeq and is a predicted model, not a curated record. The transcript has 4 exons. Gene Ontology annotation, cellular component: mitochondrion. Gene Ontology annotation, molecular function: enoyl-CoA hydratase activity.